This is a messenger RNA of Arachis ipaensis, 1519 nucleotides long. NCBI's taxonomy places the organism in Eukaryota, Viridiplantae, Streptophyta, Magnoliopsida, Fabales, Fabaceae. The record is from RefSeq and is a predicted model, not a curated record.
CUCUCAAGGAUGCACAGAACAGAGUAGUGUAAACCAGCCGUCACAGAGCAUGUUGAAUCCGACUGAUUCGAAUAUGAUGGUUGUGAGGGAACAAACACCGUCGGAAGCGCUUGCAGUAGUCCUGAUCCAAGUUUUUGUGCCGGCAUCCCAAACAACCACUGAGACAGAUUUCGAACCAACCCCUAUGCUACGGAUUGAAGGGACUACAGAAACCACUCCUAAACCCCCCAAACAACUUCAAGAAACCACACCCACACUUCCCCCAGCUCCAACUAAAAUUCAUCCAGCCGCAGAAGACGCUGCUACCCUGUUGAUGAUGGCACGGACAGCAACCUAUGUUCCUAAAACAGAUCCAGGGAUGCCAUCAUUCAGCCUUGGAUUGACUGAUUCAAGCCAGGAGGGGGCGUCAACGCAGGAGACAGAAAGGGAAAAAUCUCCAGAAACUGCAAGUAUGCUAGAACAAUUAGACAAUUUGGUCCAAAAAUUAGCAAGCAAUGCGGCGAAGGGAAAAGACGAAAGUCCACAAAUUCAGAGGGAGACUGGGGGAGAAAGUUCUGCAAAGUUUGAAACUCCUGGGGGAAUAAAUCAAAUUCCAGAUGAUAUGAAACAAAAGUGCUACAUCUGGGGGACGAGACUGAAGGAAGACGCAGAUGGAAAUACUAACGAGUAUGAGGAGAUGUGCACUCUGAUUGGCCAAGGAGAAUACAUUUUGAUGAGAAUGCACCUUGCAUCCCUCCAGGCAAAAAGUGAUAUAGAAUCUCAGAUUGUAUCUGUCAUCUGCCUCAUCCUAAACCAGAAAAAUGAAAAGAGGUUUCAAGAACAAAUAUACUGUCUCCCCCCGAUAUUGUGAGCAUGGCACUUUCGGAUCACCCAAAGGGGGAAUUCAUAUCACCGAAAACGAAAAAGGAAUUCAGGGUAGAAGUCUACCCGAGUUUCAUUCCCUUCAUAGAUAGAAAAAAAUUAACUUCACAUCCAUAUAUUUUUGCUCCUGUUUGCCACUCGGGGCAUUGGUGGUUAUGGCUGAUAAAUACAACAAAGCGGAAAUGUCAAAUAUUUGACCCACUACACAAAAAAGCUCCAAGCGAUGAGAGAAAGGACAUUGAUAAAUUCACUGGAUAUGUAUUUUCAAGAUUGAUAACAUAUGCCGGCGGAGAACCUCUGCAGAAAGGGGAGAACGAGAAGAAAAUUAAAGCAUCAUAUGUUAAAAUAUCAGGCCAAAAAACAAGGAUGAGGUGGACCACUAUAGAGUGGAGUAUGCUUCCCGGAUACUAUUCAGUGAGAUGAAUAAACAGAGAGAUCGGGCAAUUAGAGAGAGUAGUGCUAUAAGGCUGUCGAAGCCAUCCUCUGUAUUAUUGAGUCCGUUUUGUUAGAUUAAUUCUGCUGAUAUAGAAACUGGUUAAUCCAACUGCUGGGUAGUAUGUAAAUUGAACAAAUGAUGUAAAUAUUUGCCAUUUAUCAACAACUUCUAUUCCAUGUAUAUUUUUUCCCAUAGUUAAACUAUCUGUGCUGGUAAACUGUC